GAGAGAGAGAGAGAAAGCGAGCUCUGUCGCCACAAGGUUUUUCUCUCUAAUCCUCUAAUGUCUCCUCCUUCUGGCUUGGCAGAUCUUCCCUGGUGCUGAAGGAUGGCCGCUGCCCAAGUACCUGGGCUCCUGUGGGAGAUUCCUUGUCAGCACCAGCACCAGACCGCUGCAGGAGUUCUAUGGUGCACCCCCAGACCAGGCAGCUGACAUCGCCUACCAGCUCCUCGGUGUCCUGGAGUCUCUGAGAAGCAACGAUUUGAACUAUUUCUUCUACUUCACCCAUGUUGAUGCAGGCAUGUUCGGCAUCUUUAACAACGGGCAUCUGUUCAUCCGGGAUGCCAGUGCACUGGGCGUCAUCGACAAGCAGGAAGGCAGCCUAGCAGCCACCAGGGCAGGAGAAACUAAAGAUAUUUUUAGCUGCCUGGUUUCUGGCUGCCAGACACAGUUACCCUCCUGCGACACCAUCCCUGAGAAGCAGAGCCUGGUGUUGGCGUGUCAGCAGUUGCUGCCUCGACUUCUCCAGGGGAGAUUCCCAUCCCUGGUGCAAGAGGAGAUCGACUCCGCUCUCGCUCAGUGUGGAGAGGCCACCGGCCCAGACUCAGAAGUCCUUGGGGCUGCCAGCAGGCUGAAGGACAUCUUGAGACCCCUGAGAACCUGUGACCCCAGAUUUUCCUACCGCUACCCAGACUGCAAAUAUAAUGAGAAGUUCUGAGAGGCUGGAGCCUAGCUGGCCUCGGGAGACCACACACUUGGCGCUCUAUUCCCACGUUUGAGUUACUGCGAGGCUGAAAGCUGCAGCUCUUUUUUAAACAUUAGGAGAAAUGCACAUUCGUUUCCCAGGGACUGAGGGGAGCUGUGUGAUGCCCUGUGAUUGCCCCUGAUGGUUGGGACAUCCUGG
Molecule: messenger RNA, 898 nt
Organism: Carlito syrichta (Philippine tarsier)
Lineage: Eukaryota; Metazoa; Chordata; Mammalia; Primates; Tarsiidae
Product: deleted in autism-related protein 1-like
Exons: 2
Coding region: 296-712 (138 amino acids)
Source: RefSeq, a predicted model, not a curated record